AUGACAAGCAAUGAUACGGAUAAAACACCACUACUAAGUUCUGAAAUCCCGGAGAAUCCAAUCGUAUUACCUUCAUCGACGCAGCAACUGUCGUCGUCACAACUGCUGGCCAAACCGUCAUCAUCAUCAACAACGGCUUCAACUUCAUCUAUUACUCCAACACCAUCAUUAGUAUCACUAAAACAACCAACAUUAUCUCCUUCAUCUAAUACUGCUAAAACAAAUUCUAAAUUAGUCAAAUCUAAUAAAAUUGGAUUACAAAGAACUAGUAGAACAUCGCAAAAACUCAAAUUAUUACCUGAAGAUCCUGAUCUAGAUAUUAUUAAUACAUUAAGUGGCAAAGAUGGUGAUAAUGACGACGACGACGACGACGACGAUGAAAAUGCACCACCAACAAGAGUAUAUUCUCAAGUGAAGAAAAUCACUGAUACAUCAGCACGUAAAGAUGCAGAAACAUUGAAUAAACUGCAUCGUGAUUUAUUACCUAGAGUCACUGCUUAUUGUACUUGUGGAUCAUAUAGAAUGAAAGAAUUAUUACGAUGGUUAAAAGAUAAAAAGAAAAUCCAUAAUACAAGUCCUAAAUUAUUUGAUGAAUGUUUAUAUACCCCAUUCACUUAUAAAGAUUGGCGAGGCAGUAACAACAAUAAUAACGGAUCAGACACCAUUAUUAGUGAUGAUGAUGAUGCUGUGCGUAAACUUAUAAGACUCGCUGAUGAAGGAGGAGAAAUAGAUAUUGGUAAGAAAAAUGAUAUAUUUAUAUUUGAAUAUGGAGUAGUUAUAAUGUGGGGGUAUACCACUAAAGAAGAAGCAGCAUUUUUAGAAGAUUUAGCUCGAUUUGAAAGUGAAAAAUUAUCUGAAGAAGAUAUACAAAUUGAAGAAUUUAAUUAUUAUAUUACAAAAUCAUAUCAACCAAGAAUUUAUAAUGAUUUUAUUACAUUAAGAGAUGAUGAUAAUUAUAUGUUAAAAUUAUCUAUAUCUCAUGGGUUGGCCCAAUCAGUGAAAAUCUCAUUAUUUGAAGAAUUAGUCGAUAAUACCAUUGAAGAUACUCAAGAAAUCCCUCAACAAAUUGCACAUACGGGGAAAGUUGAAAUGACAAGAGAUGAAAUCAUGAAAUCUAUUGGAGAAUUAUUUAUCUUAAGAAUAAAUAUUAAUUUGCAUGGAUCAGUAUUGGAUUCACCAGAAUUAAUGUGGGCUGAACCUCAUUUAGAACCAAUUUAUCAAGCCAUGAGAGGAUAUUUAGAAAUUAAUCAACGAGUUGAAUUAUUAAAUCAACGAUUAGAAGUUAUAUCGGAUUUAUUACUGAUGUUAAAAGAACAAUUGGGUCAUUCUCAUGAAGAAAACUUGGAAUUUAUUGUCGUGGUUCUUGUUGGUGUUGAAGUAUUGGUUAGUGUUAUUAAUAUUAUUAUUGAUAUCAUGGCGUUUUGA
Molecule: messenger RNA, 1425 nt
Organism: Candida albicans SC5314
Lineage: Eukaryota; Fungi; Ascomycota; Pichiomycetes; Serinales; Debaryomycetaceae
Exons: 1
Coding region: 1-1425 (474 amino acids)
Source: RefSeq, a predicted model, not a curated record